Penicillium manginii is the source of this 1080-nucleotide messenger RNA. RefSeq lists its product as uncharacterized. The record is from RefSeq and is a predicted model, not a curated record. Lineage: Eukaryota; Fungi; Ascomycota; Eurotiomycetes; Eurotiales; Aspergillaceae. The coding region runs from base 1 to 1080 and encodes 359 amino acids. The transcript has a single exon.
AUGGACGCACCUGCUGCAGCACAUCCCUGUCUUGAGAUCAAAUCUCUGGAAACGACAGUUGUCGAGCUGCCUGCGAAAUGCACUUCCCAGUCGCCCUCGAAAUCGCCCUCUCAGCUUUUGCCCAAGAUGGAUAUCCCUAAAGUGAAGAGAAUCGACCCGCCAUCCACCACCAUCACUGCCGACUCACCACCUACCUCUACUGGACCACGGAGGGGUUCGCGCCCAACCUCUGCAAAUGAAUCAGCAUAUCACUCGCGAUCCAACUCAAGCAGUACUGCUCGAUCACGUCCUUCCAGUCGGCAUGGUUCAUUACAUUCGUCGCGGAGGGCAGUUGCCAGUGCGAACAUCGUUCCUGUCCCGUCCACUCGCCCCUCACCCCAUGAGAGACGAGAGUCUUUGUUGGCACUCCAUCGAGAUUCGUGCCGUUUGUUUCAAGAAAUCAACACAUCUACAACAUCUGCGGAAGAUGCGCGCUCGGUUCCAGCCCUCUCAAGGUCCCCGUCAUCGACAUAUACUUCCCGACGUGAAGGCCGUACUUCGUCUGAGACAGGCGGUUCAGCACCCCCAUCUCCGGUUGCAUCGUCACAAUCCAGCCGUCGCUUUGACUUUGAGCAUCGCAAUUCAAUAACCUCAAUAAUGGCACCGCUCCCUCUCCAAGCUCGAGACCGGUCGAAUACCCUCCCAAACAAGACACCCGAAUAUGAGUGUGUUCAAAUUCCAUCUGCCUCCUCUAUUCACGUCCCGGAGACUGUAACAGAGUGGACAUCACCUUCCACUCGACGGGCAGAAUAUGAGAAGAUUGACCGUGCAGGCCGCGGUGUUCGCGGCUUAUGGCGUCGUGUCGCACCCCGCUGGUGUCAAGCUCAAGACGCAAGAACGCCAUUCUUCAAGGAAGGAAACACCAGCCGAGAGGGCAGUGUGCGUCGAUUCCGAAUGGACCUACCGGAUGAAGAGCUGGAAGAUACCCUUCAUAAGCAGCACGAGAAACCAGAGGUGCAAAUAUUGGAUUUCCUCGGCAAGGGAAUAGAAAAUGGUCCUCGACGCUGGACAUAUCGUCGGACCAAGACUUCCCCUGCAUAA